Molecule: messenger RNA, 5915 nt
Organism: Entelurus aequoreus (snake pipefish)
Lineage: Eukaryota; Metazoa; Chordata; Actinopteri; Syngnathiformes; Syngnathidae
Product: caldesmon-like
Exons: 16
Coding region: 130-2007 (625 amino acids)
Source: RefSeq, a predicted model, not a curated record
CUUUGCCUUUUGUGGUAGUUGAAGUUGUUGAAAGCAGCAGCAGGAAUGUUCCAGAAGGUCUGAGAUAUGAAGCAGGCUCAGGCUGAAUGAUAAACGAAGAGAGGACCACUACGAGAGAACCUUUGGGGCAUGAUGGACGAGGACUUUGAGCACCGCAUGGAGCUGAGGAGGCAGAGGAGGGAGCAGAUGCGCCUGGACUCUGAGAAGAUGGCCUACACCAACGAGGACGACGACGAGGCCGCCCGGGAGCAACGGCGACGUGCCAGGGAGGAGAGGAAGAAGAUGAAAGAAGUGGAAGAUUCCGGAAGCAGCGAAGUGCUGGACACCAACAACAUCAACAUGGCCGACGACGACCAGGCUCUGCUGGAGCGCCUGGCCAAGAGGGAGGAGCGUCGGCAGAAGAGGACGCAGGAGGCCAUCGAGAGACAGAAGGAGUUGGACCCCGGCUUUGGUGCUGCCAACGGCAUGGACCACUUGGUCCAGGAGGAGCGGGAGACAUCAGUCCAGGAGGAGCGGGAGACAUCAGUCCAGGUGGAGCGGGAGACAUCGGUCCAGGAGGGCGUGACUGAAGCCAACUCUUGGAAUGCAGAAGAAGACUCAAAGAAUGAAGAAGUGAAGGACCACAGCAAGGAGGAAGAGGAGCGACAGCAGAGAGAGAUGGAAGAAAAGCAGAGGAUGGAGGAGGAAGAGAGGUGGCAAAAAGAGGAGGAUAGGAAGAAGAGAGAGGAGGAUGAAAAACAACAAAGGGAAAGGUUGAAGGAAGAAAGGCUGCAAAGGGAAAUGGAAGACAGGAGGAAAGAAGAGGAAGAAGAAGAGAAGCAGGCACUGGAGGAGAGACGCAGGAAAGAGGAGGAAGAGGAAGAGGAACGAAAGAAGGAGAUGGAGGAGAGACUCAGAACAGAAGAGGCGGAAAAAGGCAAAAGAGAGCUGGAAGCAAAGAAGAGAAAAGAGGAGGAAAAGCAUCAGAAAGAAUUGGAGAAGAAGAAGAAAAAGGAGGAGGAGGAAAAGCAGAAGAGAGAGCUGGACGAGAAGAAGAAAAAGGAAGAAGUUGAAAAGCGCAAAAAAAAAGAGAUGGAGGACAAGAAGAAGAAAGAUGAGGAGGAGAAGAAGAAGAGAUCGGUCCUGAAAGAAAAGAAGGAGGCAGCCCUCGCUGAGAACAAAGUGAAGAAAGCAGACAAGCCAUCAAGGGACGACGACGAGUCGCAAGAGCGGGAGCGCCUGGAGGCCGAGCGCAAGCUGCAGGAGCUCCAGCGGCGGAGAAACCACGCCGAGAGCGAAGAGAUGGAGAAGAUGAAGCAGAAGCAGCAGGACGCCGAGGCCGAGCUGGAGGAGCUGAAGAGGAAGCGGGAGGAGAGGAGGACGGUCCUGGAGGAGGAGGAGCGGCGGAGGAAGCGAGACCUGGAGGACAAGAAGAGUCGAGAACAGGAGGAGAGGAAGAGGAUGAGGGAGGAGAUAGAGAAGAGGAGGGCGGAGGCUGCGGAGAAGAAGAAGCAGCUGGAGCAAGAACCCGUCAAGACCUCCUUCUCCAUCAGCCCUAAAGGCUCAUCCAAGAUCGGGGAGAAAGCGGAAUUCUUGAGCAAAUCGGCUCAGAAGAGCGUCAGAUCCUCACACUCCCCAAUGGUCUCCAAGAUCGGCGGCAGACUAGAACAAUACGCAUCCGCCAUCCAGGGGAACAAGGAGGUCAAAUCCCCCCGGCCCCCCAUGGCCGACAUCCCGUCAGGGGGCACGCGCAGCAUCAAGAGCAUGUGGGAGAGCGCCAACGUCUCCCAGGUGUCUGCCAACAAGGACCCGGUGUCCGCUCAAGGAGGGCCGCUCAGCGGCGCCAGCAGCAAGACGGCCAAGCCUGCAGAGGCCCAGAAGGCACCGGUUGCCAUGCCGACGACAACAAAGCCUGCAGAAGUGAAUAAACAAAGUGACGUUGGCAACAAGCGCAACAUGUGGGAAACCAAGAAGAGCUCCACGCCUGCCAAGGUGUCAGUUGGAUUCAAGAACAAGUUUGGCAACUGAAACCUCGCCAGCUCCGUGACGUCACAUGACCAGGAUGAAGACAUCCAGCAGGCUUCAGAUCCUCACCUCGCAUGUUUUAAAGGCCGAUCAGUCCUCAAUUGGAGCUGAAAUGUCCCAGUUUUGUGUUUGCUUUUGUGCUUUCAUCGCCGCACACUCGGUGAUGCAAUAACAUAUAAUAUGAUAUUUUCUUUUCUCUUACUGGCACGUUUAUGUUGUUAAAGCUCAUCGACACAAAGUGGAUGUAUCAGUAUUCUAUAUUUGUUGCCAAAAGCAUCAGUUUUACUGUCAUUGAUGGACCAAUACAGUAGGAACCAAAAGGAGGAACGUCACUGCAAAUAGUCAACAAGCCAGCAUUUACUUUCACUUUUCAAAUCUUCAGACAUUUUCUGCAAAAACAUACAUGAUGUGGCAAUGAUGUCACCACAUGUCGUCCAAUCAGAGGGCUGUCAAUCAUCUGUCACGUUUGUUUGCACCAGACCUUCUCAAACCUUUGCUCACCACCUCAGAAAACACCUCCAUGUACCACCUUAAUGACAAUAUUAAAUACAGUAGUGCAGUAGACCUAAGUAUUCAUUAAGUACCACCUUAAUGACAACAUUAAAUACAGUAGUGUAGUAGACCUAAGUAUUCAUUAAGUACCACCAUCAUGACAACAUUAAAUACUGUAGUGUAGUAGACCUAAGUAUUCAUUAAGUACCACCAUCAUGACAACAUUAAAUACAGUAGUGUAGUAGACCUAAGUAUUCAUUAAGUACCACCAUCAUGACAACAUUAAAUACAGUAGUGUAGUAGACCUAAGUAUUCAUUAAGUACCACCAUAAUGACAACAUUAAAUACAGUAGUGUAGUAGACCUAAGUAUUCAUUAAGUACCACCAUCAUGACAACAUUAAAUACAGUAGUGUAGUAGACCUAAGUAUUCAUUAAGUACCACCAUCAUGACAACAUUAAAUACAGUAGUGUAGUAGACCUAAGUAUUCAUUAAGUACCACCAUAAUGACAACAUUAAAUACAGUAGUGUAGUAGACCUAAGUAUUCAUUAAAUACCACCAUAAUGACAACAUUAAAUACAGUAGUGUAGUAGACCUAAGUAUUCAUUAAGUACCACCAUAAUGACAACAUUAAAUACAGUAGUGUAGUAGACCUAAGUAUUCAUUAAAUACCACCAUCAUGACAACAUUAAAUACAGUAGUGUAGUAGACCUAAGUAUUCAUUAAGUACCACCAUAAUAACAACAUUAAAUACAGUAGUGUAGUAAACCUAAGUAUUCAUUAAGUACCACCAUCAUGACAACAUUAAAUACAGUAGUGUAGUAGACCUAAGUAUUCAUUAAGUACCACCAUCAUGACAUCAUUAAAUACAGUAGUGUACUAGACCUAAGUAUUCAUUAAGUACCACCAUAGUGACAACAUUAAAUACAGUAGUGUAGUAGACCUAAGUAUUCAUUAAGUACCACCAUGAUGACAACAUUAAAUACAGUAGUGUAGUAGACCUAAGUAUUCAUUAAGUACCACCUUAAUGACAACAUUAAAUACAGUAGUGUAGUAGACCUAAGUAUUCAUUAAGUACCACCAUCAUGACAACAUUAAAUACAGUAGUGUAGUAGACCUAAGUAUUCAUUAAGUACCACCUUAAUGACAACAUUAAAUACAGUAGCGUAGUAGACCUAAGUAUUCAUUAAGUACCACCAUAAUGACAACAUUAAAUACAGUAGUGUAGUAGGCCUAAGUAUUCAUUAAGUACCACCAUCAUGACAACAUUAAAUACAGUAGUGUAGUAGACCUAAGUAUUCAUUAAGUACCACCAUAAUGACAACAUUAAAUACAGUAGUGUAGUAGACCUAAGUAUUCAUUAAGUACCACCAUCAUGACAACAUUAAAUACAGUAGUGUAGUAGACCUAAGUAUUCAUUAAGUACCACCAUAAUGACAACAUUAAAUACAGUAGUGUAGUAGACCUAAGUAUUCAUUAAGUACCACCAUAAUGACAACAUUAAAUACAGUAGUGUAGUAGACCUAAGUAUUCAUUAAGUACCACCAUAAUGACAACAUUAAAUACAGUAGUGUAGUAGACCUAAGUAUUCAUUAAGUACCACCAUCAUGACAACAUUAAAUACAGUAGUGUAGUAGACCUAAGUAUUCAUUAAGUACCACCAUAAUGACAACAUUAAAUACAGCAGUGUAGUAGACCUAAGUAUUCAUUAAGUACCACCAUAAUGACAACAUUAAAUACAGUAGUGUAGUAGACCUAAGUAUUCAUUAAGUACCACCAUAAUGACAACAUUAAAUACAGUAGUGUAGUAGACCUAAGUAUUCAUUAAGUACCACCAUAAUGACAACAUUAAAUACAGUAGUGUAGUAGACCUAAGUAUUCAUUAAGUACCACCAUCAUGACAACAUUAAAUACAGUAGUGUAGUAGACCUAAGUAUUCAUUAAAUACCACCAUCAUGACAACAUUAAAUACAGUAGUGUAGUAGACCUAAGUAUUCAUUAAGUACCACCAUCAUGACAUCAUUAAAUACAGUAGUGUAGUAGACCUAAGUAUUCAUCAAGUACCACCUUAAUGACAACAUUAAAUACAGUAGUGUAGUAGGCCUAAGUAUUCAUUAAGUACCACCAUAAUGACAACAUUAAAUACAGUAGCGUAGUAGACCUAAGUAUUCAUUAAGUACCACCAUAAUGACAACAUUAAAUACAGUAGUGUAGUAGGUCUAAGUAUUCAUUACGUACCACCAUGAUGACAACAUUAAAUACAGUAGUGUAGUAGACCUAAGUAUUCAUUAAGUACCACCAUGAUGACAACAUUAAAUACAGUAGUGUAGUAGACCUAAGUAUUCAUUAAGCACCACCAUAAUGACAACAUUAAAUACAGUAGUGUAGUAGACCUAAGUAUUCAUUAAGUACCACCAUCAUGACAACAUUAAAUACAGUAGCGUAGUAGGCCCAAGUAUUCAUUAAAAACAAGGCAGAGGUUUUAUUUAACAAGUAUAUUUCAUAGUGUUGGCCACUGUCACGUCACACACAGUUUGAACAGUAACACUGUGUUGGAAUAAAGGAAAAUACAACACCGUACUUUAAUCAAGUGAUUCUCUAGUGUACCACUAGGAGGAGCCCACGUACCAGUUUGAGAAUGUCUGGUUCAGACAGUAAUAUGAAGUCAACAAGUGCAUUCAAUUGUGUGAUUGUGCACUGCUAGUGUGUCCAUGAUGAUGUUUACAUUGACACUUGUGUCUGUAGGUGAUGAUGUCAUGUACUAAGUGCAUGAUGUCAUGUACUAAGUGCAUGAUGUCAUGUACUAAGUGCAUGAUGUCAUGUUCUAAGUAAUGAUGUCAUGUUCUAAGUGCAUGAUGUCAUGUUCUAAGUGCAUGAUGUCAUGUUCUAAGUGCAUGAUGUCAUGUUCUAAGUGCAUGAUGUCAUGUUUUAAAUGCAUGUUGUCAUGUUUGAUGCACAUGAACACAAGUCAUAAAAACUUGACUUUUUCCACACUUUUUUGGUCUUUUGUAGCAACGAAAAUGUACGCCACUGAAAUAUUUCAGCUAAAGUUGAACCUCGAUUUUGUCACGCCCCACUUGUCGGGUGGUUGGGAUUUUAAGGAAAAAAGUGUUUGCCGCAGUUUUGGUGUGGCCUCUCCGUCAUGGUACGACCAAGUUUUAGUCAAGGUUGUUUUCCAUUUCCUGAUGGAAGUUACACAAAUACACAAGUUUGUUCCACCUGGAUCGUGCACACACUGCAGCUGUCAAUCUUUGGGCAACACACCUUUGCAUUAUUGGGGGUAACGAUUCCAUUCACAUUCUAUUAUCGAUUUAAAACAAUUCUCGAUUCAAAAUCCAUAUUUUUUAAUAACUUUGGCUGCUAGUUCUAUGAUGAACUACAUUCCUACAUAAGACAGAUAAACUGUGAUACAGUUCUAU